AUGGAGCAAGCGCAUCUCCUCGGGAUAGAUCUUGUUUGGGCAUGUGGAGCGAUUCUAGAACUAUUCGUUGGAAUUGGGUUCUGGGACUCGUCUGCAACAUGGCAAUGGGGAUACUAUAUCAACUCUAUCAUCGAUGCAAUCACAAGUCCUGUCUAUUUGUUUUCCCUCCUAUCAAUCCAUCCGGCUCGUUCGGAGCCGCUGGAAGGUCGACUGGCUAGUUUGGACUGUGUUGCAACAUUUGUCCUGAGUGCAGGAAUGUGGACCACUUUCGCUAUGGGGUUGAUUUUUACCAGAGGCAUGUGGCAGAGGAACGACGGUCGUGCUUUUACAGUUGGGUUGCUCUCCUUACUCUUUAUACCCUGCAACAACCCUUCUACAGUUUCACAACACCCGAGUCAGAUCAUUCCCCUGCCACCUACUCAGGUCCUGCACUCACAUACUGUUCUAUAUAAUGGCUACUGGUGCCAAUACAUCUGGUGGGGCCUCUCUAAGAUCAAAUAUUAUAUGAGAUUCUCGCCACAGUCAUGUACACUGUUUGCCAGACUUAAUAAUAGUGAGCUGCAGACUGCAGCAAUUCGAGCCAUCACUGAGGUGAUGAUACGGGAUGGUUCCGCCCGUCGUCCGGCAGCACCUGUCCCGGACGCUCGGAGCCGGCUACCACCCCAGGAUGCGCAGCAGUCGAGAAGUGGAUCAACCGAACAUGAACCUGAAGGUUACCAGCCUAGCAAGAACUGUGCCAUAGCCAAGACUUUUGGAUACUUUGAGGAUAGCAACACUAACACGAUGACUCUGCUGCGGAAUUCCAACUUCAGCUUAGGCGUAUACCAGACCGCCAAACAAGUUAUCCACGCUCCCAGCUUCUUAGCCCACUAUCAGAGAUGGUGGCCCAAAAAAGAGAACCCAAUGGCUGUGUCUGAUAUCGAGUUUGCAACUCUUAUUGCUCUCAUUGGUUCUUAUGCAACGCUGUUUCUACCUUCGCCCUCCCACAACGUCGAAAACAUCUGUGGCCGGUCACUCUGUGAUAUUCGCGACACAUGCAGUGAUAUUGGAGAGAAACUUGCCAAAUCAUGUGAAGGGGGUACAGCUCAGUUUUGGGAGGGCAUAGCUUCUGCGUGCCGAGCCGCUCAGAAGGCUGGUAUUUACACAGUGCCUACCGAUACGCUAGAUUCCUCCCUUUCCACUGGAGAUAGUGCCCAAGAGCUAGAAAGAGAGGUCCGGGAUGACUUUCUUCACUCUUUAUGUUUUGGACAGCCAUUUAGCCAGACAGCUAGAUCGGGUCCCUUUAUUACCCGAUUAUUUGGUCGCAGAGACAUUGCCCCGGUUGGCCUGAUCUCGGACCAUGGCAAUUUACCGCCAGGCGCCCAUGUUAAUGCUCCAGAUAAGAACUCCCCGUAUGACCCAACGGAGCGGGAGCACAGAUAUGAGAGACUCUGCGCCGAGUAUCUGCCUACCCUAGACCCAGCAUUCGCUAUAGAUCACCCGGACAUGACAUGGGAUAUAUCUCUUCCAAAUUUACCUAUGCAAAGGCAGCUCUUGUACAUCGCUAUUUACGACUCACUCUAUUGGAAUUUCCGGACAGUUCUGCUGCUCAAACCAGGCUAUAUCGACAGCCUCCACCCUUAUAAGCGAGUACUUGUCCAGUCCCAAAAGCAGAGACUUGGUCUGGCUGCAAUGAAAACGCUCGAGGCUGUUACCACCCUCCAUUCAAUGUUUGGUGUCUCUUGUACCCGCUUUGCCGUCAUUAUCUUCAACACCUUCGAGGCUACCGUUUUGUUGCUGUACCUUUGCGCCCAUGCGGAUUUUCCAUUUGAGCAGGGAGACAGAAACACUGAUAUACUGGGCGUGAAGCUUAAACUGACCUAUCAAAGGGCGAUUCAAGUGAGUAGGCAGGCUGUUAAUCGUCUGCAAAUGCUGGCCGAGAUGAGCGAGAUGGCUGCGUCCGGCGCUGAGGUGACGGCUCAGCUUUUCAUCAAAGGUGUCAGGGCCAGGCAGCUUCAAAGCCCAGGUACCGCCGCUCCGGCUAGUCCUGAUACUUCAUGGAAACCUCCAGAUCAGCCUACUAUGGAGGCCAUCAAUGAUAUCCAGGACCAGUGGGGGUUCUUAGAACAAGAAAAUCCCGUUUUGACGACGGACAUGUUCUCCUCAAUAUUACAAGACGAUUCCUUUUCAAAUCUGCAGCAGUCAUCACUGGAGAUCCCGAUGGCAUGGAGAGGUACGGGGAUCUAG
Messenger RNA from Blastomyces dermatitidis ER-3, 2226 nucleotides. RefSeq lists its product as uncharacterized. The record is from RefSeq and is a predicted model, not a curated record. The transcript has 7 exons. Lineage: Eukaryota; Fungi; Ascomycota; Eurotiomycetes; Onygenales; Ajellomycetaceae. The coding region runs from base 1 to 2226 and encodes 741 amino acids.